This is a messenger RNA of Aspergillus lentulus, 1422 nucleotides long. RefSeq names its product putative stress response protein (Rds1). Lineage: Eukaryota; Fungi; Ascomycota; Eurotiomycetes; Eurotiales; Aspergillaceae. The record is from RefSeq and is a predicted model, not a curated record.
AUGAAGUCCCUCGUCUGGGUGCUUGCCGGCUCUGCCGUAGCCGUCCCCCUUGCGUCCGACUCAGGAACAAAGGUUAUUAGCAUCCCCGCCAUCGAGACUCAACCGCCCCGUGGUGAUGAGCCUGGUGCGGCCCCUCCGCUGGUCAACAGUGCCAGGACUGGCGUCACCACCCACGGUGCCUACUCUGGCACCCCUACCACCACCGGGGCUGAGCAGUAUCCCUCCACGGUGGCGGCCACCAUCCCCAUCCAGCCCAACCCAACCGCCACGUACUACAAUCCCAAUGGCAAGCUGACCGAGCCCAUGCCUAUGCCAUACAUGCCCGCCGGCGGUGUGGGAACUAACGGCACCGUGCCCGUGUAUAUGGUGCAGAGCGAUUAUGACUACCAGUCCGUCGCCUUGGGCGUGCAUCAGGAAUACAUCGAGCUGGACCUUUUCCACUAUGGUCUCGAAGUCUUCAGCGAGCAGGACUUUCUCGAUGCCGGUCUCACUGUCGAGGACCGCCGCCUGAUCGAAUACAUGGCAAUACAAGAGGCCGGCCACGCCACCCUGCUGAGCAACAUGUUGGGCGAGUCCGCCCCACGCCAAUGCACGUACAACUAUCCUUUCAAGACGGUCCGCGAGUUCAUUGACUUCAACGUCAAGCUCACCCGCUGGGGCGAGUCCGGCACCUGGGGCUGGCUGAGCCAUCUCAACUCCAAAGAGGUCGCGACCAUGGUCGUCGAAGCGGAAGCCAUCGAAGCCCGGCAGCAGGCCAUCUUCCGUCAGCUUCUUGGCCUCCAGCCCAUGCCCAUGUGGUUCGCUGCCGGUAUCCCGCAAUCCUGGCACUGGACCCUGCUAGCCCAGUAUAUUUCGUCCUGCCCGGCGAACAACACUCGGCUGGUCUGGCAGAAUUUCCCCAAUUUAUACGUGGUCAACCAGGCCAACCCCAACCGCAUCAACGCGAAUGCUACCGCAGCAUCGGAAGUUGCCGGCAACCGCACUGGUGAUCCGAGCAACUCGACAAUCCCAGCGGCCCAGUCCUGCGUCCACAACAAUGUCACGGGCUAUAAUUGCGGACCCGCCAUUUCUCGCGACAAGUACAAUCCGCUCACAUUCCCCGGACGCAAAGUCGAGCUUACCUGGGAUGAGCCAGGUCGUGCUGUGGGGCCGAACAACAGCUACGUCACCUCCACGACGGCGGGCCAGCCCUCGUUCGUGGCAUGGUUGUCGCAGUUGAACUUGACCUAUACCGAGCUGACGGUAACAGGACAGAAUAAGGGAUAUACCUAUCAACCGGCGAGCGAAGUAUUUGAGACGGAUCCAGCCCUGAACGGUACGGCUUUUAUUGCACUCACAGACACGGAUAUGUUUGUCACACCGUACAACCUAACCAUGUUGAAUCCGCAUAUCCGUGCUUUGGGAUUGUAUCAGGCGGGUUGA